Molecule: messenger RNA, 1029 nt
Organism: Hyaloscypha bicolor E
Lineage: Eukaryota; Fungi; Ascomycota; Leotiomycetes; Helotiales; Hyaloscyphaceae
Exons: 2
Coding region: 261-881 (206 amino acids)
Source: RefSeq, a predicted model, not a curated record
CUCGACGGCAGCACUCUCGGUCAAACAUUACAAACCCAUUGAAGCGGGCAAUAGUGGCCAACAGAAUUUUUCUUGCUAACUUUCCCACUAUAGUAUCCUCCAACCCUCCCGGGAGGUAUUGGUUGAUCAGAGACCUAUGGUGGAGGACAAGUGGAAGACAGCCUAAAAAAGAACAUAUUUCUCACAACUUGACCAGGCUUUUGCCGCAUUUAGUCUCGCAGGAUUGUUUUUGAUGUCUCCGCUAUCGGUUUUCGUCCGAGAUGUUUUACCCCAGACAGCCAGCCACAUUCAUCCCGCAAGUAGUCGGAGAACAAGCUUCAUGGGUUCCAAGCUGCAUAGCCGAGUCUCAGGGGAUGGCGAGGACAAUGGCAUUCAAUCUGGAAGUGGAUGUGAACAGUGCAGCCACAAGACGGCAAGUGCACGGACAUGCAGCGGUCCAUCGCGUCUUCAGCGCCUCGCGCACCACUGAAAAUCAGCGAGGCUUUCCUUCAGGGGGGUCAAUUCAGCCUAUGAGCAGACCGCACCGAGAAAAAACACCAGCCAGUCAUUUCUUGAAAUUAGGAUGCGCGAGACCAAUUCGACAGAUUUAUGCUCAACUCCACCGUUCAAAUUCGCCCUCGUACCGCCGAGCUGUCUGGAUGGCCUGUGACUCCGGUCUGGUGUUUCUCCCACCGACCAGGGAGGGCAUUGAGCCUUGGACGAGGCCCGGCUCGUGGCACGGAACGCGACGAGGUGCAACAUGCUGCUCAAGUUCUCAACGGCUCGUGGAGCCUGAAGUUGUCCGAAAAGUGCCUGCUGAGGUAAGCCUGUUACAGGGUAGUGACAGGGAACGUGCCCUAGCCUCGAUAAGAAGCCACCGACUCCAGAGCCAGUUUAUUUGAGGAAAAUGGCGAGAAGAGGCUGACGGCACGAAAGGACGGCGGCGGAUCUUCUACGCUGAUCUUUGCUUUAUCAACUCCUCCCACGGUGCCACCAUACGGCGCAAUUUCGAUGCUACGAUAAUGGAAGCCAAGCCAAAAGCAAAAGGAU